Contarinia nasturtii (swede midge) is the source of this 707-nucleotide messenger RNA. RefSeq names its product 39S ribosomal protein L18, mitochondrial (gene mRpL18). Lineage: Eukaryota; Metazoa; Arthropoda; Insecta; Diptera; Cecidomyiidae. The transcript has 3 exons. Gene Ontology annotation, molecular function: structural constituent of ribosome. Gene Ontology annotation, cellular component: ribosome. The record is from RefSeq and is a predicted model, not a curated record. Bases 102 to 632 code for a protein of 176 amino acids. Gene Ontology annotation, biological process: translation.
AAAACUCAACGUAACCUCAUUUUUUGUAAUAUUCAGCAAUUACCUAAAGUUUAUAGUUUUCCUUUCGAUUUGUGGAGUACAAUAAACAAUUUUCAGUAAAAAUGAUUAAGAAAAAGGUGCCCAAUUGCAAACUCUAUAAAAUGCUUAUGGAAUGUAGAAAACCAGCAGAAAAUGCUAUUUAUAUGCAGAAUCGCAAUCCACGUAAUUUAGAAAUGAUGAAAAUUGCCCAACGCCCAGACGGUUAUUUGUUGGAUAUGCCUGGAAGAUGCUUUUGGAAUAAAUUAGUUCUGGAGAAGACAACAAAAGGUUUGACGGCGAGUGUUCAGCAUUACACAGGUAGAACCGUACUUGAAUCCAGUACAGAAGAGUGGUCAUUGUCAAAACAUCUCUAUCGUCCAUACGAUAUGGCAGCGUAUGUCAAUUUUGGUCGUAUAUUUGCCCGACGUUGUCUUGAGGCUGGUAUUAUUGAAGUAGCAAACUACAAUGAAGCUCCCGAAGGCAGUAAAUUGGGUCGAUUUAUUAAAGAGCUGGAAAAUAAUGGUCUCAAGUUGAGCGAAUCACCGCAGUAUAAGAAACAUUAUGCUGCAUACACCUUCCGUAUGGACAAGCCAUGGAUGAUACAAAAUGAAUAAAUGGAAUUUAAUUUGAGUAAAUUAUAGUUUUUAUAAAGACAUCAAUAAAAAUUGAAAAUACAUGUUUUAUUGGUA